Messenger RNA from Oncorhynchus keta (chum salmon), 6539 nucleotides. RefSeq names its product interphotoreceptor matrix proteoglycan 2-like. The transcript is spliced from 18 exons. Gene Ontology annotation, biological process: visual perception. NCBI's taxonomy places the organism in Eukaryota, Metazoa, Chordata, Actinopteri, Salmoniformes, Salmonidae. The record is from RefSeq and is a predicted model, not a curated record. Bases 56 to 5977 code for a protein of 1973 amino acids.
UCGGGGCUCUUGGCAGAGUGGAGUUAUCGGGACAGAAACAGAAGCCAUCAAUUCUAUGCACUUGGUUGAACUUUUGAGAACGACCAAACAAAACUCUAAUGUCCGAACGAUAUUUGACCUAGAAAAGCAUCGUACAAAGAGGUCAGCGGUCUUUCACUCUGGAGUGAGAGUCUGCCCUCAGGAGACCAUCAAUGAGGUCAUCGCCAGCCAUCAAGCCUACUACAAGCUCAGAGUUUGUCAGGAGGCUGUGUGGGAGGCCUUCCGGAUCUUCUUUGACCGGAUCCCUGGAUCUACAGAAUAUACAACCUGGGUUCACACAUGUCAACAUGAGUCUCUGUGCCUCUCUGACCUGGCCAGUAACUUCAGCAACUCAGAGGAGCACAUGAGUAUGGUGUACAGGAGGAUGAACCUGGGAGAUGAGAGGCAGCCGACUGGAAUGGUAGCAGCCACAACCACAGCAGCACCGGAGGUUGCUGAUAUAACAGGUCCAGAGGAGGCCCAGACUGCAACACCAGAACCACCUGCUCUUGUAACCGGCGUUGCCAGCGUCCCUGAUGCUCCCGAGGUUACAGUUGAAGUAGAAACUGUGGAGGAGGAGGACUCUGAGCUGCCCAAUGUUGUCCCAGAGCAGCCUGUGGAGGCGAUAGUGGAGUUCAGCAUUGACCUCGUGGACCCAGGCUACAAGGAACUACUGGACGACCCUGACUCCCCCCAAUAUGUUGACCUCUCUCAUUACCUGCAAGACCAGAUGCUCCAUGUUUUUGACAGACUCCCAGGAUUUAAAGAUAUCAAUGUUUUGGGAAUCAGACCUGGAGCAGUGACAGUGCACUAUUCCCUGGUCUUUGAGACCAUUUCAACAGAAGUUUCAGAGGAUGACACAGGGACUCCAGUGUCAGCUGUGCCCAGCCUGCGGGAAAGGGUGGCCAACGCUUUGAGUGAAGAGGCCUCUUUACCAUCCAGUACGCCAUCAAUCCACAACGACCUGGAAAUAGCCAUAGAUGAGCCAGAGAUUGCUGGGGAGAAGCCUCGUCUGGAUGUUCCACUCGGCCCUGUGGAAAAGAAAAAUGCUCUCGUCACCCUCCUGGACUCUACAGACAUUCCAGAUGAAGAAGUAGAAGAAGAAAAAGCCCCACCAGAGAGGGGUGAUGUGCCUUACAUCUACGAAGACGUUGAUGAGAGUGAGUUUGAAGCAACAGCUGAACCAGAGGAAGAGGUGCCAUUUAUCACACACAUGAUUGAAACCAUCCAUGCCAUUGAUGAGGGAACUGGUGAGCUUGUGAUAGACUAUUUCCCAACCCCUCCUGCUGAGGACUCUGCUGCUGAGCCCAGCGUUCCAGAGGAAUACCCUGAGCCACCUUUUGGCAAUUUAGUUCCUACUAAUGGGUACCCUGUCUUACCCCCUGAGGAUUUGGAUAUUACCUCCGUUCCUGAAAUAGAAAGUAUAGAAACUGAUGCUCCAGCUGAACUCCCUCCUAACUUGAUAUCAGAGGAGAAGGCUGUUGUUGAGGAGGAGGCAGAGCAUACUCCAACCCCUCAGAUUCUGCUCACCACAGCCACUGAAGAAGAGCUGUCUGACCCUGGAUUACCUGUAACGACUCUCUCAGCCAUCACAGAUCAGCCUACUACUGAAGCAAUAGAGGACCUUGAAGUUGAGGAGAAUCUUCUUCCGAUUGAAGAGGAAGAAGUUGAGGAACCAGAACCUGAGGAAGAGGUAGUUGAGCUAUCGGGACCUGAAGAAGAGGUAGUUGAGCUAUCGGGACCUGAGGAAGGGGUAGUUGAGCUAUCGGGACCUGAGGAAGGGGUAGUUGAGGUCUUGGAACCUGAGGAAGAGGUAGUUGAGCUAUCGGGACCUGAGGAAGAGGUAGUUGAGCUAUCGGGACCUGAGGAAGGGGUAGUUGAGCUAUCGGGACCUGAGGAAGGGGUAGUUGAGGUUUCGGAACCUGAGAAAGGGGUAGUUGAGGUCUCGGAACCUGAGGAAGAGGUAGUUGAGCUAUCGGGACCUGAGGAAGAGGUAGUUGAGCUAUCGGGACCUGAGGAAGGGGUAGGAAGUUUCGAACCUGAGAAAGGGGUUGAGCUAACCUCGGGACCUGAGGAAGGGGUAGUUGAGCUAUCGGGACCUGAGGAAGGGGUAGUUGAGGUUUCGGAACCUGAGGAAGGGGUAGUUGAGGUCUCAGAACCUGAGGAAGGGGUAGUUGAGGUCUCGGAACCUGAGGAAGGGGUAGUUGAGGUCUCGGAACCUGAGGAAGGGAUAGUUGAGGUCUCGGAACCUGAGGAAGGGGUAGUUGAGGUCUCGGAACCUGAGGAAGGGGUAGUUGAGGUCUCGGAACCAGAGAAAGGGGUAGUUGAGGAACCGGAACCUGAGGAAGAGGUAGUUGAUGUACCAGAACCUGAAGAAGCGGUAGUUGAGGAACCAGAACCCGAGGAAGGGGUAGUUGAGGAACCGGAACAUGAGGAAGAGGUAUUUGAGGAACCAGAACCUGAGGAAGAUGUUAAUGAACCACCAGCAGAAGAAAUUAAAAUCAUCCAACCUCUGGAAUCUGUAGAGGAUACUCUCUUUGGAGAGGAAACUUAUCCUGUUGAAGAGGACAAUAUUGUGCCAAUAGAAGACCAGUCAUCUGAGGAGGACAUGGAGGAACUAUUGCCUGAAUACCCUGGAUAUGAGGACAUCUACCCUGACGAAGUUGUUGAUACUGUGGACCAAUCAGAUCAUUCACCAGAGGACAGUGAAGUGGAAGAGGCUGCAUCACCAGAGGACAGUGAAGUGGAAGAGGCUGCAUUGCCAGAGGACAGUGAAGUGGAAGAGGCUGCAUCACCAGAGGACAGUGAAGUGGAAGAGGCUGCAUCACCAGAGGUCAGUGAAGUGGAAGAGGCUGCAUCACCAGAGGACAGUGAAGUGGAAGAGGCUGCAUCACCAGAGGACAGUGAAGUGGAAGAGGCUGCAUCACCAGAGGACAGUGAAGUGGAAGAGCCUGCAUCACCAGAGGACAGUGAAGUGGAAGAGGCUGCAUCACCAGAGGUCAGUGAAGUGGAAGAGGCUGCAUCACCAGAGGACAGUGAAGUGGAAGAGGCUGCAUCACCAGAGGACAGUGAAGUGGAAGAGGCUGCAUCACCAGAGGACAGUGAAGUGGAAGAGGCUGCAUCACCAGAGGACAGUGAAGUGGAAGAGGCUGCAUCACCAGAGGCCAGUGAAGUGGAAGAGGCUGCAUCACCAGAGGACAGUGAAGUGGAAGAGGCUGCAUCACCAGAGGACAGUGAAGUGGAAGAGGCUGCAUCACCAGAGGACAGUGAAGUGGAAGAGGCUGCAUCACCAGAGGACAGUGAAGUGGAAGAGGCUGCAUUGCCAGAGGUCAGUGAAGUGGAAGAGGCUGCAUUGCCAGAGGUCAGUGAAGUGGAAGAGGCUGCAUCACCAGAGGACAGUGAAGUGGAAGAGGCUGCAUUGCCAGAGGUCAGUGAAGUGGAAGAGGCUGCAUUGCCAGAGGUCAGUGAAGUGGAAGAGGCUGCAUUGCCAGAGGACAGUGAAGUGGAAGAGGCUGCAUUGCCAGAGGACAGUGAAGUGGAAGAGGCUGCAUUGCCAGAGGUCAGUGAAGUGGAAGAGGCUGCAUUGCCAGAGGACAGUGAAGUGGAAGAGGCUGCAUUGCCAGAGGACAGUGAAGUGGAAGAGGCUGCAUUGCCAGAGGUCAGUGAAGUGGAAGAGGCUGCAUUGCCAGAGGACAGUGAAGUGGAAGAGGCUGCAUUGCCAGAGGUCAGUGAAGUGGAAGAGGCUGCAUUGCCAGAGGUCAGUGAAGUGGAAGAGGCUGCAUUGCCAGAGGUCAGUGAAGUGGAAGAGGCUGCAUUGCCAGAGGUCAGUGAAGUGGAAGAGGCUGCAUUGCCAGAGGUCAGUGAAGUGGAAGAGGCUGCAUUGCCAGAGGUCAGUGAAGUGGAAGAGGCUGCAUUGCCAGAGGUCAGUGAAGUGGAAGAGGCUGCAUUGCCAGAGGUCAGUGAAGUGGAAGAGGCUGCAUUGCCAGAGGACAGUGAAGUGGAAGAGGCUGCAUUGCCAGAGGUCAGUGAAGUGGAAGAGGCUGCAUUGCCAGAGGACAGUGAAGUGGAAGAGGCUGCAUUGCCAGAGGACAGUGAAGUGGAAGAGGCUGCAUUGCCAGAGGACAGUGAAGUGGAAGAGGCUGCAUUGCCAGAGGACAGUGAAGUGGAAGAGGCUGCAUUGCCAGAGGACAGUGAAGUGGAAGAGGCUGCAUUGCCAGAGGACAGUGAAGUGGAAGAGGCUGCAUUGCCAGAGGACAGUGAAGUGGAAGAGGCUGCAUUGCCAGAGGUCAGUGAAGUGGAAGAGGCUGCAUUGCCAGAGGUCAGUGAAGUGGAAGAGGCUGCAUUGCCAGAGGUCAGUGAAGUGGAAGAGGCUGCAUUGCCAGAGGACAGUGAAGUGGAAGAGGCUGCAUUGCCAGAGGACAGUGAAGUGGAAGAGGCUGCAUUGCCAGAGGUCAGUGAAGUGGAAGAGGCUGCAUUGCCAGAGGACAGUGAAGUGGAAGAGGCUGCAUUGCCAGAGGUCAGUGAAGUGGAAGAGGCUGCAUUGCCAGAGGACAGUGAAGUGGAAGAGGCUGCAUUGCCAGAGGUCAGUGAAGUGGAAGAGGCUGCAUUGCCAGAGGACAGUGAAGUGGAAGAGGCUGCAUUGCCAGAGGACAGUGAAGUGGAAGAGGCUGCAUUGCCAGAGGACAGUGAAGUGGAAGAGGCUGCAUUGCCAGAGGACAGUGAAGUGGAAGAGGCUGCAUUGCCAGAGGUCAGUGAAGUGGAAGAGGCUGCAUUGCCAGAGGACAGUGAAGUGGAAGAGGCUGCAUUGCCAGAGGACAGUGAAGUGGAAGAGGCUGCAUUGCCAGAGGACAGUGAAGUGGAAGAGGCUGCAUUGCCAGAGGACAGUGAAGUGGAAGAGGCUGCAUUGCCAGAGGACAGUGAAGUGGAAUUGGCUCCAUUGCCAGAGGACAGUGAAGUGGAAUUGGCUCCAUUGCCAGGGGACAGUACAGUGGAGAUAGCAAUGACAGCAGAACCAAUCCCAGACUCUUCACCAACACCACCUGCAGAAUCUGGCACUGUGCCUGAGGUAGAUGAAACAGAGUCAGCUUCAGAGGUACAACCUACGGAGGAGGAUGCCGAGGAGCCUGAGGUGGUUGUUAUCGAUGAAGAGGAGGCUGAAGAGGAGGUCAUAGAUGUCUCGGAACCUGAGGAUGAGAGCGUGCAAGACCUUGCAGACAAUUUUGACCAAAUGGACCUGGUGAGCACAGAGGCCAUUGACCUUCCAGAUGCCAGUGGAUACCCAUUGGCUCCCGAGGAGCACCCCUUUGAGACCACAGCGUCUCCACCACUGAGAUACCUGACCACGCCCUCCAUGACCACGGCCAGUAAAGGAAGGGAGCUGGUAGUGUUCUUCAGUCUACGGGUCACCAACAUGAGGUUCUCAGAUGAUCUCUUCAACAAGAGCUCUUCAGAAUACAGAUCCCUGGAGAACACCUUUGUGGAGCUGCUGCUGCCUUACCUGCAGUCCAAUCUAACGGGAUUCAAGAAGCUGGAGAUUCUCAACUUCAGGAACGGCAGCGUUGUGGUCAACAGCAAGAUGAAGUUCUCCAAGUCAGUUCCAUACAACGUGACCCAGGCCGUCCACUGUGUCCUAGAAGACUUCUGCAAUGCUGCUGCCAUAAGCCUCAACAUUGAGAUUGACAGUCACUCUCUGGACAUAGAGCCGGCUGAUCAAGCAGAUCCCUGUAAGUUCUUGGCGUGCAACGACUUCUCUCGCUGUGUGGUGAACCGCUGGUCUCGGGAGGCCGAGUGUCUGUGUGACCCGGGCUACAUUACGUUGGACGGUUUACCCUGUCAGAGUAUCUGUGUCCUGCAGCCUGACUACUGCCAAAACGGGGGUCAGUGCGAGAUAGUGCCUGGGCAUGGAGCCACUUGCAGAUACCCAGACAAGUAUACAAGUCUUCACGGCAUGACAAGUUAAUAAAAUAGAGGGUUGAAUUACAUCAACACUAUGUACUGGGACAUGGCGACUGCAGAAGACAGCCUUUGGAUCACUGCAGAAGACAGCCUUUGGAUCACUGCAGAAGACAGCCUUUGGAUCACUGCAGUAGCAACAAAGUACCGUUUAUAAAGGAUAUUUAAUAGCUGAUGCAGUUAACAGACUGUUGUGACUGCAGAAAGACAUUGAUCUGCGGUCUUCUGAUUGACAGGCAGACACAACCCCUUCCUCUCAGCUUUCCAAAGCCUGUGUUUUACCUGAAAGGAUACUCCCCCAAACUGUGGACGACAAACAGAUGUGAUCAUUUCGCUGCAUUUAUCAAGUUGCAAAUGCACCUCAGGACAGCAAACUGCUUUUAUACAUAAUGUGCUGACAAUGUAGUAGCACUUAAAAAAAUUAACUAAAAAUGCCAGAAGAAAAGUUAUGUUUUCCUCAUGAGGUAUGUAUGUUGCAAUGGAGUAUAGUUAAUAUCACAUACUGUACACCUGUAUCAUAAUGUCUGUCUCUGUAUUGGUGUAAUAUUGAUAAUUGUAUAAAGUCCAUC